UUUUUGACAAUUGAAAUUAAUGUCAUUAUUAGAUAUUUUUCACUUUUUUAUUCUAGUAAUCUAGUUGGAAAAAUGUGGUACAUAUAUAUGUAUGUACUUAAUGUAUUUUAAAACGAUUUAAACAAUUCUCAUAUAAAUUUCAUUUAAGAUUUUUUUGUAAGCUAUGGUAUAUGUAACUAAAAUUCAAAGCAGAAAUAUAAAAUAUUGAUCAUUUGUAAAAAUGUGGAGAAAUUUGAGUUAUGCUAUAUUUUUGCUGUCGUGUUUUACAUAUGCAGAACUAAGCGACACAAAAAAUAAUGAGUGGGAUUUUCUAAUAUUCACGCAACACUGGCCGGCGACUAUAUGCAGAAUAUGGAUGGAGAAACCUACGCACUCUUGUAUUAUGCCACACGAGCAGAAUUCAUGGACUAUUCAUGGUAUAUGGCCAAAUAAAAAUCACUCCAUGGGACCAUUUUUCUGUAAUAAGACUUGGUCAUUUGACCCUGAUCAAGUUAAAUCUAUUGAAACAGACUUGGAAGAAUCUUGGGGCAAUAUUGAGAAAGAACAAUCAUUGUACAGUUUAUGGGCCCACGAAUGGACAAAACACGGUACUUGCGCCGCAUCAAUCGAGCCCCUUAACUGCGAGCUGAAAUACUUCACGAAAGGGUUAGAAUGGCUGAAAAAGUAUACCAUGAAAAAUAUUUUGAACAAUGCAGGUAUCACCCCUUCAGACAUGAAAGAGUACAAAGCUAUUGAUUUUCAUAAUGCUGUGAAAACUAAACUUGGAUUUAAACCAAUGGUUGAAUGUCACAAAGUUGACGGUAAACAAUUCUUGUUUGAAAUACGCAUAUGCUUCUCAAAGUCACUUGAAUUGAUUGACUGUGAAGAUACACAUAUGACUAAUACGGAUAUUAUUACGAAUUGUAAGCCAACUGAAGGGAUUAUAUAUCCGGUAAAUGAGAAACCUCCCAAAAGAUAUUUGAUACAGCUUCAUAGAUUAUUGUCAUGGUUACGUUGGUUCACAGUGUAAAUACUAUUUAUUCGCUACAAAGAAGCCUUCAAGCCAAUCUACACUUAUCCUAGUGAAACAGGUAAAGCCUCUGAGCCCCCCAUACAUCCCAUAAAAGUUAUAAAUUUCAGUGGCCAUCAUCGUCACCUUAAAUUUUUACAUCAAACAAGGCAAUUAAUUAAAACUUCUAUUUGCGUGUCUCUUAGUGUGCUGCAGUAUUUCUUUUUUCAAUUAACUCAACAACUUGGGUAAAAACACCAUUCAACCCAAUAUUCGUAAUUUAUCUACAUCAUGCAUAAAGUGGCAAGAAUGUCAGCUUCGCGUCAGAAAAAGCAUGAUGAUCUGGUAGUAUUUACCUAUACUGACUUGCAAUUACGCCAUACCACCAGUAAAUGCGAUUUUGUUUUUUAUUAGUCAUAUUGAUUCAUAGCGGAAGCAGUAGGUAUGAUAGUACACACUUCAAAGUUGUGUGGGAAUUAAAAUGAUUAUAUUAUCUGACACGUGAUUCGAACACAACCAUAGUCGCUUCGCUUGAAACGACUACACCGUGUGUCUUGUCCGUUAGGCCACAAUGAUUCUAGUUAAUAUUUUUUUAUUUGAAAUAAAAUGAUGGCACUUAUGUUAGUACUUAAAAACGUUAAAGGCAUAGAACAGUACCUACUUAAUUAAAGUUUACAACAUUUUAAAGGAUUAAAGUUAAUCAUUAUUGGAGAAGUGCUUAGACAAUUAGCGGAAUUAUUAAAUAAUUAAAAUAAUCAUCAACAUGAAAUAUAAACAAUUAAUUAAUCAAUAUUUUUUAAUGAUUUUUUAAUUUUUAUUUAAUGAAAUCUGUGAGUACCUAUUCCUAACAACAAUACCUGAUAAUUUUCUAUAAAGCUCUUUUACUUCUUUGAUAUUAAUUCCAAAUCAAGAUUUUUUCUAACAAUUUUAAUGAAAUUACUAAAUAUAUAUUUCAUUGAUCUGUGUUUCCCAUUAUUAUGGGAGUCAUAAUUUGGCCUGAAUUAUCUAUUUAUCCUUUGUAUAAAUUUGUACUAAUGUUUGAAUGUAGUUAACAAACAAUCAUAACUCAUGAUAUUAUUUGUCAUUUGUAACCUAACUAUUUACAAACUUCUCUAUGUCGGUUUGUUGUUUAGUAGCCCUGAUUUGUACAAUGAGCAUAGGUGUGACCAGAUUGAUGUCAAUAUCUUUAAGUAAAUAUACUUUGUAUUCAAUUGGUGUACAUUGUACAUUUGUCUUGUAUGUAUAUGAUGGUGAUACCCAUAACUUAAAGAAAUACUAGCUUCGGUAUGAAAAUCAAAUGUGGAACGCAGGAGGUGUUGGCGUUUCGUUUUAUUUUAUAAUCGUUUUAAAUAUACUGAAACUGAAUGGAUUUGAUAUGAAAUGGUUGGCAUAAAAAAGCAGCAUGAUCAUUGAAUGCUAGUCAAAAUUAUUAAUUGUUAAUAUAGCAUAACAAGAUUAAUCAAAACAGGAUAUAUUAUUACAUUAAUAUUAUAGCCAACAUUUUCAUAUUUUAUUACAUUAUUAUUACGAUUUGAUUAUUUAAAUAUAUUUUAUAUUUCUUGCACAUAUUCAUUCAAUGUUUACAUGCAAAUCAUUUUACGAUAAGUAUCUGUAAUAUGUAUAUUUUUGAAAUAAAAAUUUAAUAUGCACCACAAA
This is a messenger RNA of Bombyx mori (domestic silkworm), 2644 nucleotides long. RefSeq names its product ribonuclease Oy (gene RNaseX25). The transcript is spliced from 3 exons. Gene Ontology annotation, cellular component: extracellular region. Gene Ontology annotation, molecular function: RNA binding; ribonuclease T2 activity. Lineage: Eukaryota; Metazoa; Arthropoda; Insecta; Lepidoptera; Bombycidae. Gene Ontology annotation, biological process: RNA catabolic process. The coding region runs from base 221 to 1009 and encodes 262 amino acids. The record is from RefSeq and is a predicted model, not a curated record.